This is a messenger RNA of Triplophysa dalaica, 22290 nucleotides long. RefSeq lists its product as uncharacterized. Gene Ontology annotation, cellular component: cell surface. Gene Ontology annotation, biological process: cell-matrix adhesion. Lineage: Eukaryota; Metazoa; Chordata; Actinopteri; Cypriniformes; Nemacheilidae. The transcript has 179 exons. The record is from RefSeq and is a predicted model, not a curated record. The coding region runs from base 41 to 21889 and encodes 7282 amino acids.
CUUAACUGAAUGAUGAGGUGUCAAGAGAAUUAAGAACAAGAUGAGACGAAACAUCAACACCAGCAGAUUGAUUCUGCUGUCUGUCCUAUGUAUAGCGACAUCUUUGUCCCAGAGCACCACAGAGUGCAAUUCAACACAUGCAAACGGAUCAUGCAGUCUGACCAAUGUAACAACAGGCUACUGCGACACUAACAACCUAAAGAACUUCACUUCUCUGAUUCUAAAUGCAGUGGAUAAUGCUACACAUCAGCUACAAUGUGUAUCAACCAACAAUGCUAGUUUCCCUCAAGAGAAACUUCAUGUGCUUCCAUAUGAGCUUGGAAAGAUCAUUACAUCAACACUAAAUGUCCUAGUUCAUCUUGGUGCUUCUUCGAUAGAGAAUAUUGCAAAAAGCUUUGGAGCUUUGCACACAUUGACUGUGGACAAUGCACAGAAUGUAGAAUUUGUUCAGUCAUGGUUGUGUGUCAGACUGGUCCCAAUCCUCCCGUACAUCACGAAAGAGUUCUUAUCUAACAUGAGCAAGAUCAACUUUUCAUGUGUCACCUACCAGAAAAUAGUUCAAACUCUUAAUCAACAAGUACAUGUGGUUAAUGAAACAAUAAAACCCUAUAUUUAUUCAAACUUCAUUCGGUCAUUUCUCUCAAGAGAGCUCUCAGAUGCUGGCUGUCUUUCCCAAACCGCAAUCAGCGCCGACUGGCUUGAGCAGAACUUUGGCAAAUUCUCCAAAUAUGCCACCUUGGAGGAUCUGCGGACUCUAAAUGGAAAUUUCUCCAGUUUUGGAUCUUUGGAUCUGCUGACUCCCACCCAAGUAGCUGAACUCACACGGAGCUCGGGCGCUCUGAACAACACGGAUCAGAUCAACGCCGUGUUCGACCGGCUGGAGGUUGGUCACGCUUUCCAGAACGUGGACGAGUUCCUGACGACGCUGGCUGCAGCUCCUGAGGUGUCCUCCGCUAUCCCCACUGCUGUGAGAGACGUGAUGAUGAACCGGACCUAUGGUAUCGUCCGACCGCUAUUCCAGGAGUUUGUGACCGAAGACUGGGUCGUGUGGUUCACCCUGAAGCUCACCCCAAUCCUCUCCAGUUUCACCGCGGACAUGCUAGUUACAGUCACAGCUGACAUAAACUGCACCAACUACCGCGUGAUCGUCAAAGGACUGGGCAUGGUGUUGUCAGAAAUGACGGCUCUCAGGAUCCAUGAAAUAACCCAGGUUCUGGUGGAGUACCUCAAGGAUUUUGCCACCCAAUUCAACACGCCAGCUUGCGGACAGAACGCUCAAAGGGAUGCCCAAUGGCUGAACAUCAACCUGGGUCGUUUCUCGACGGCGGCCAGUUACUCUGACCUUAAGGACUUGAACGUCACAGUGCUGCCAUCUCUGGAGUCCCUCUCACUUGGCCAGAAAGCGGAGCUGCUGUUGGAUCCGUCCACGGGUGCCCUGGAAAAUGAGGCCGUGGUGAAGGAGGUGCUAGGCAGCAUCCUUGAAACCACCGACGACACGCAGCUCAAACAGUUCUUUGAGGCGUUCGUGGAAGUCACCAAGGAGGAAAACGUCACCUACAUCAAAAGCACAGCUGUCCGAGACACAAUGCUGAAUAUGACGUUGACGGCUCUGGCUUCCGAGUUCUCCACCUUCCAAACCAGCGACUAUAAGCUGUGGUUCCAAGUCAAUCUCGUGGUGCUGCUGGCCAGCUUCCAGCCUUCGCUUCUUGUGGUGAUCCCCACCAACAUCAGCUGUGACUCUUACGAUGCAGUACUCCAAGGCCUAGAGAUUGCUUUGGCGCUACUCCCCUCCGGACUACAGGAGGAGCUGAAAUCCAGCAUAGACAUUCUUCGGGAAUCACCACCAGACGGCUGCUCGCCACCUGAUCCAGUCCCUGUUUGCAAAGAAACGGUAGCCAACGAAGAGAGUGUGUGUAAAGGGUUGCAAGGCGGUCCAACUGUGUCUGGAGGUGAUCCCUGUGCAUUGCCUAUCCCUAAGUAUGCCUGUUCCUCGGCUAUGACGCUGUCCUCCGCCGACCUUGCCACGCUGUUGUCCUGCGAGCUGGUGGGUAGCAAGCACUACCCGGUGGAGAUGUGGAAACUUUUCUUCAAGAAAUCUAAAGGAGUGCUUGGAGACGCUCUGUCCACGAACUCCAACAAGACCUUCGCCAUAACGCAGUCUGCGACUCACGCUCUGGAUGCCAUCGGAGAGGUGAUGGUCUACGACUUUGACGUCGCGCAGCUGUCAGACGCAGACUUCGUUGACGGCUGGUUCACGGAAAAGCUCCGGCCGCUCCUGCCAGCAAUCUCUGGGGACCUUCUUUCCUGCCUUAGCUCCAAGAACUUCACUUGUGACACCUACCAAGUCGUGGUGGAUGCUCUCGGCGCGCAAUCAUUGCUCAUGGGAGUGGAGCUGAGGAAGGCGGUCGUCAACAAAUUCAUCGUUCCCUUCCUCUCCAGGGGUGACCUAGCAGAUGCUGGCUGUCUUUCCCAAACCGCAAGCAGCGCCGACUGGCUUGAGCAGAACUUUGGCAAAUUCUCCAAAUAUGCCACCUUGGAGGAUCUGCGGACUCUAAAUGGAAAUUUCUCCAGCUUUGGAUCUUUGGAUCUGCUGACUCCCACCCAAGUAGCUGAACUCACACGGAGCUCGGGCGCUCUGAACAACACGGAUCAGAUCAACGCCGUGUUCGACCGGCUGGAGGUUGGUCACGCUUUCCAGAACGUGGACGAGUUCCUGACGACGCUGGCUGCAGCUCCUGAGGUGUCCUCCGCUAUCCCCACUGCUGUGAGAGACGUGAUGAUGAACCGGACCUAUGGUAUCGUCCGACCGCUAUUCCAGGAGUUUGUGACCGAAGACUGGGUCGUGUGGUUCACCCUGAAGCUCACCCCAAUCCUCUCCAGUUUCACCGCGGACAUGCUAGUUACAGUCACAGCUGACAUAAACUGCACCAACUACCGCGUGAUCGUCAAAGGACUGGGCAUGGUGUUGUCAGAAAUGACGGCUCUCAGGAUCCAUGAAAUAACCCAGGUUCUGGUGGAGUACCUCAAGGAUUUUGCCACCCAAUUCAACACGCCAGCUUGCGGACAGAACGCUCAAAGGGAUGCCCAAUGGCUGAACAUCAACCUGGGUCGUUUCUCGACGGCGGCCAGUUACUCUGACCUUAAGGACUUGAACGUCACAGUGCUGGCAUCUCUGGAGUCCCUCUCACUUGGCCAGAAAGCGGAGCUGCUGUUGGAUCCGUCCACGGGUGCCCUGGAAAAUGAGGCCGUGGUGAAGGAGGUGCUAGGCAGCAUCCUUGAAACCACCGACGACACGCAGCUCAAACAGUUCUUUGAGGCGUUCGUGGAAGUCACCAAGGAGGAAAACGUCACCUACAUCAAAAGCACAGCUGUCCGAGACACAAUGCUGAAUAUGACGUUGACGGCUCUGGCUUCCGAGUUCUCCACCUUCCAAACCAGCGACUAUAAGCUGUGGUUCCAAGUCAAUCUCGUGGUGCUGCUGGCCAGCUUCCAGCCUUCGCUUCUUGUGGUGAUCCCCACCAACAUCAGCUGUGACUCUUACGAUGCAGUACUCCAAGGCCUAGAGAUUGCUUUGGCGCUACUCCCCUCCGGACUACAGGAGGAGCUGAAAUCCAGCAUAGACAUUCUUCGGGAAUCACCACCAGACGGCUGCUCGCCACCUGAUCCAGUCCCUGUUUGCAAAGAAACGGUAGCCAACGAAGAGAGUCUGUGUAAAGGGUUGCAAGGCGGUCCAACUGUGUCUGGAGGUGAUCCCUGUGCAUUGCCUAUCCCUAAGUAUGCCUGUUCCUCGGCUAUGACGCUGUCCUCCGCCGACCUUGCCACGCUGUUGUCCUGCGAGCUGGUGGGUAGCAAGCACUACCCGGUGGAGAUGUGGAAACUUUUCUUCAAGAAAUCUAAAGGAGUGCUUGGAGACGCUCUGUCCACGAACUCCAACAAGACCUUCGCCAUAACGCAGUCUGCGACUCACGCUCUGGACGCCAUCGGAGAGGUGAUGGUCUACGACUUUGACGUCGCGCAGCUGUCAGACGCAGACUUCGUUGACGGCUGGUUCACGGAAAAGCUCCGGCCGCUCCUGCCAGCAAUCUCUGGGGACCUUCUUUCCUGCCUUAGCUCCAAGAACUUCACUUGUGACACCUACCAAGUCGUGGUGGAUGCUCUCGGCGCGCAAUCAUUGCUCAUGGGAGUGGAGCUGAGGAAGGCGGUCGUCAACAAAUUCAUCGUUCCCUUCCUCUCCAGGGGUGACCUAGCAGAUGCUGGCUGUCUUUCCCAAACCGCAAGCAGCGCCGACUGGCUUGAGCAGAACUUUGGCAAAUUCUCCAAAUAUGCCACCUUGGAGGAUCUGCGGACUCUAAAUGGAAAUUUCUCCAGCUUUGGAUCUUUGGAUCUGCUGACUCCCACCCAAGUAGCUGAACUCACACGGAGCUCGGGCGCUCUGAACAACACGGAUCAGAUCAACGCCGUGUUCGACCGGCUGGAGGUUGGUCACGCUUUCCAGAACGUGGACGAGUUCCUGACGACGCUGGCUGCAGCUCCUGAGGUGUCCUCCGCUAUCCCCACUGCUGUGAGAGACGUGAUGAUGAACCGGACCUAUGGUAUCGUCCGACCGCUAUUCCAGGAGUUUGUGACCGAAGACUGGGUCGUGUGGUUCACCCUGAAGCUCACCCCAAUCCUCUCCAGUUUCACCGCGGACAUGCUAGUUACAGUCACAGCUGACAUAAACUGCACCAACUACCGCGUGAUCGUCAAAGGACUGGGCAUGGUGUUGUCAGAAAUGACGGCUCUCAGGAUCCAUGAAAUAACCCAGGUUCUGGUGGAGUACCUCAAGGAUUUUGCCACCCAAUUCAACACGCCAGCUUGCGGACAGAACGCUCAAAGGGAUGCCCAAUGGCUGAACAUCAACCUGGGUCGUUUCUCGACGGCGGCCAGUUACUCUGACCUUAAGGACUUGAACGUCACAUUGCUGGCAUCUCUGGAGUCCCUCUCACUUGGCCAGAAAGCGGAGCUGCUGUUGGAUCCGUCCACGGGUGCCCUGGAAAAUGAGGCCGUGGUGAAGGAGGUGCUAGGCAGCAUCCUUGAAACCACCGACGACACGCAGCUCAAACAGUUCUUUGAGGCGUUCGUGGAAGUCACCAAGGAGGAAAACGUCACCUACAUCAAAAGCACAGCUGUCCGAGACACAAUGCUGAAUAUGACGUUGACGGCUCUGGCUUCCGAGUUCUCCACCUUCCAAACCAGCGACUAUAAGCUGUGGUUCCAAGUCAAUCUCGUGGUGCUGCUGGCCAGCUUCCAGCCUUCGCUUCUUGUGGUGAUCCCCACCAACAUCAGCUGUGACUCUUACGAUGCAGUACUCCAAGGCCUAGAGAUUGCUUUGGCGCUACUCCCCUCCGGACUACAGGAGGAGCUGAAAUCCAGCAUAGACAUUCUUCGGGAAUCACCACCAGACGGCUGCUCGCCACCUGAUCCAGUCCCUGUUUGCAAAGAAACGGUAGCCAACGAAGAGAGUCUGUGUAAAGGGUUGCAAGGCGGUCCAACUGUGUCUGGCGGUGAUCCCUGUGCAUUGCCUAUCCCUAAGUAUGCCUGUUCCUCGGCUAUGACGCUGUCCUCCGCCGACCUUGCCACGCUGUUGUCCUGCGAGCUGGUGGGUAGCAAGCACUACCCGGUGGAGAUGUGGAAACUUUUCUUCAAGAAAUCUAAAGGAGUGCUUGGAGACGCUCUGUCCACGAACUCCAACAAGACCUUCGCCAUAACGCAGUCUGCGACUCACGCUCUGGACGCCAUCGGAGAGGUGAUGGUCUACGACUUUGACGUCGCGCAGCUGUCAGACGCAGACUUCGUUGACGGCUGGUUCACGGAAAAGCUCCGGCCGCUCCUGCCAGCAAUCUCUGGGGACCUUCUUUCCUGCCUUAGCUCCAAGAACUUCACUUGUGACACCUACCAAGUCGUGGUGGAUGCUCUCGGCGCGCAAUCAUUGCUCAUGGGAGUGGAGCUGAGGAAGGCGGUCGUCAACAAAUUCAUCGUUCCCUUCCUCUCCAGGGGUGACCUAGCAGAUGCUGGCUGUCUUUCCCAAACCGCAAGCAGCGCCGACUGGCUUGAGCAGAACUUUGGCAAAUUCUCCAAAUAUGCCACCUUGGAGGAUCUGCGGACUCUAAAUGGAAAUUUCUCCAGCUUUGGAUCUUUGGAUCUGCUGACUCCCACCCAAGUAGCUGAACUCACACGGAGCUCGGGCGCUCUGAACAACACGGAUCAGAUCAACGCCGUGUUCGACCGGCUGGAGGUUGGUCACGCUUUCCAGAACGUGGACGAGUUCCUGACGACGCUGGCUGCAGCUCCUGAGGUGUCCUCCGCUAUCCCCACUGCUGUGAGAGACGUGAUGAUGAACCGGACCUAUGGUAUCGUCCGACCGCUAUUCCAGGAGUUUGUGACCGAAGACUGGGUCGUGUGGUUCACCCUGAAGCUCACCCCAAUCCUCUCCAGUUUCACCGCGGACAUGCUAGUUACAGUCACAGCUGACAUAAACUGCACCAACUACCGCGUGAUCGUCAAAGGACUGGGCAUGGUGUUGUCAGAAAUGACGGCUCUCAGGAUCCAUGAAAUAACCCAGGUUCUGGUGGAGUACCUCAAGGAUUUUGCCACCCAAUUCAACACGCCAGCUUGCGGACAGAACGCUCAAAGGGAUGCCCAAUGGCUGAACAUCAACCUGGGUCGUUUCUCGACGGCGGCCAGUUACUCUGACCUUAAGGACUUGAACGUCACAGUGCUGGCAUCUCUGGAGUCCCUCUCACUUGGCCAGAAAGCGGAGCUGCUGUUGGAUCCGUCCACGGGUGCCCUGGAAAAUGAGGCCGUGGUGAAGGAGGUGCUAGGCAGCAUCCUUGAAACCACCGACGACACGCAGCUCAAACAGUUCUUUGAGGCGUUCGUGGAAGUCACCAAGGAGGAAAACGUCACCUACAUCAAAAGCACAGCUGUCCGAGACACAAUGCUGAAUAUGACGUUGACGGCUCUGGCUUCCGAGUUCUCCACCUUCCAAACCAGCGACUAUAAGCUGUGGUUCCAAGUCAAUCUCGUGGUGCUGCUGGCCAGCUUCCAGCCUUCGCUUCUUGUGGUGAUCCCCACCAACAUCAGCUGUGACUCUUACGAUGCAGUACUCCAAGGCCUAGAGAUUGCUUUGGCGCUACUCCCCUCCGGACUACAGGAGGAGCUGAAAUCCAGCAUAGACAUUCUUCGGGAAUCACCACCAGACGGCUGCUCGCCACCUGAUCCAGUCCCUGUUUGCAAAGAAACGGUAGCCAACGAAGAGAGUCUGUGUAAAGGGUUGCAAGGCGGUCCAACUGUGUCUGGAGGUGAUCCCUGUGCAUUUCCUAUCCCUAAGUAUGCCUGUUCCUCGGCUAUGACGCUGUCCUCCGCCGACCUUGCCACGCUGUUGUCCUGCGAGCUGGUGGGUAGCAAGCACUACCCGGUGGAGAUGUGGAAACUUUUCUUCAAGAAAUCUAAAGGAGUGCUUGGAGACGCUCUGUCCACGAACUCCAACAAGACCUUCGCCAUAACGCAGUCUGCGACUCACGCUCUGGACGCCAUCGGAGAGGUGAUGGUCUACGACUUUGACGUCGCGCAGCUGUCAGACGCAGACUUCGUUGACGGCUGGUUCACGGAAAAGCUCCGGCCGCUCCUGCCAGCAAUCUCUGGGGACCUUCUUUCCUGCCUUAGCUCCAAGAACUUCACUUGUGACACCUACCAAGUCGUGGUGGAUGCUCUCGGCGCGCAAUCAUUGCUCAUGGGAGUGGAGCUGAGGAAGGCGGUCGUCAACAAAUUCAUCGUUCCCUUCCUCUCCAGGGGUGACCUAGCAGAUGCUGGCUGUCUUUCCCAAACCGCAAGCAGCGCCGACUGGCUUGAGCAGAACUUUGGCAAAUUCUCCAAAUAUGCCACCUUGGAGGAUCUGCGGACUCUAAAUGGAAAUUUCUCCAGCUUUGGAUCUUUGGAUCUGCUGACUCCCACCCAAGUAGCUGAACUCACACGGAGCUCGGGCGCUCUGAACAACACGGAUCAGAUCAACGCCGUGUUCGACCGGCUGGAGGUUGGUCACGCUUUCCAGAACGUGGACGAGUUCCUGACGACGCUGGCUGCAGCUACUGAGGUGUCCUCCGCUAUCCCCACUGCUGUGAGAGACGUGAUGAUGAACCGGACCUAUGGUAUCGUCCGACCGCUAUUCCAGGAGUUUGUGACCGAAGACUGGGUCGUGUGGUUCACCCUGAAGCUCACCCCAAUCCUCUCCAGUUUCACCGCGGACAUGCUAGUUACAGUCACAGCUGACAUAAACUGCACCAACUACCGCGUGAUCGUCAAAGGACUGGGCAUGGUGUUGUCAGAAAUGACGGCUCUCAGGAUCCAUGAAAUAACCCAGGUUCUGGUGGAGUACCUCAAGGAUUUUGCCACCCAAUUCAACACGCCAGCUUGCGGACAGAACGCUCAAAGGGAUGCCCAAUGGCUGAACAUCAACCUGGGUCGUUUCUCGACGGCGGCCAGUUACUCUGACCUUAAGGACUUGAACGUCACAGUGCUGGCAUCUCUGGAGUCCCUCUCACUUGGCCAGAAAGCGGAGCUGCUGUUGGAUCCGUCCACGGGUGCCCUGGAAAAUGAGGCCGUGGUGAAGGAGGUGCUAGGCAGCAUCCUUGAAACCACCGACGACACGCAGCUCAAACAGUUCUUUGAGGCGUUCGUGGAAGUCACCAAGGAGGAAAACGUCACCUACAUCAAAAGCACAGCUGUCCGAGACACAAUGCUGAAUAUGACGUUGACGGCUCUGGCUUCCGAGUUCUCCACCUUCCAAACCAGCGACUAUAAGCUGUGGUUCCAAGUCAAUCUCGUGGUGCUGCUGGCCAGCUUCCAGCCUUCGCUUCUUGUGGUGAUCCCCACCAACAUCAGCUGUGACUCUUACGAUGCAGUACUCCAAGGCCUAGAGAUUGCUUUGGCGCUACUCCCCUCCGGACUACAGGAGGAGCUGAAAUCCAGCAUAGACAUUCUUCGGGAAUCACCACCAGACGGCUGCUCGCCACCUGAUCCAGUCCCUGUUUGCAAAGAAACGGUAGCCAACGAAGAGAGUCUGUGUAAAGGGUUGCAAGGCGGUCCAACUGUGUCUGGAGGUGAUCCCUGUGCAUUGCCUAUCCCUAAGUAUGCCUGUUCCUCGGCUAUGACGCUGUCCUCCGCCGACCUUGCCACGCUGUUGUCCUGCGAGCUGGUGGGUAGCAAGCACUACCCGGUGGAGAUGUGGAAACUUUUCUUCAAGAAAUCUAAAGGAGUGCUUGGAGACGCUCUGUCCACGAACUCCAACAAGACCUUCGCCAUAACGCAGUCUGCGACUCACGCUCUGGACGCCAUCGGAGAGGUGAUGGUCUACGACUUUGACGUCGCGCAGCUGUCAGACGCAGACUUCGUUGACGGCUGGUUCACGGAAAAGCUCCGGCCGCUCCUGCCAGCAAUCUCUGGGGACCUUCUUUCCUGCCUUAGCUCCAAGAACUUCACUUGUGACACCUACCAAGUCGUGGUGGAUGCUCUCGGCGCGCAAUCAUUGCUCAUGGGAGUGGAGCUGAGGAAGGCGGUCGUCAACAAAUUCAUCGUUCCCUUCCUCUCCAGGGGUGACCUAGCAGAUGCUGGCUGUCUUUCCCAAACCGCAAGCAGCGCCGACUGGCUUGAGCAGAACUUUGGCAAAUUCUCCAAAUAUGCCACCUUGGAGGAUCUGCGGACUCUAAAUGGAAAUUUCUCCAGCUUUGGAUCUUUGGAUCUGCUGACUCCCACCCAAGUAGCUGAACUCACACGGAGCUCGGGCGCUCUGAACAACACGGAUCAGAUCAACGCCGUGUUCGACCGGCUGGAGGUUGGUCACGCUUUCCAGAACGUGGACGAGUUCCUGACGACGCUGGCUGCAGCUCCUGAGGUGUCCUCCGCUAUCCCCACUGCUGUGAGAGACGUGAUGAUGAACCGGACCUAUGGUAUCGUCCGACCGCUAUUCCAGGAGUUUGUGACCGAAGACUGGGUCGUGUGGUUCACCCUGAAGCUCACCCCAAUCCUCUCCAGUUUCACCGCGGACAUGCUAGUUACAGUCACAGCUGACAUAAACUGCACCAACUACCGCGUGAUCGUCAAAGGACUGGGCAUGGUGUUGUCAGAAAUGACGGCUCUCAGGAUCCAUGAAAUAACCCAGGUUCUGGUGGAGUACCUCAAGGAUUUUGCCACCCAAUUCAACACGCCAGCUUGCGGACAGAACGCUCAAAGGGAUGCCCAAUGGCUGAACAUCAACCUGGGUCGUUUCUCGACGGCGGCCAGUUACUCUGACCUUAAGGACUUGAACGUCACAGUGCUGGCAUCUCUGGAGUCCCUCUCACUUGGCCAGAAAGCGGAGCUGCUGUUGGAUCCGUCCACGGGUGCCCUGGAAAAUGAGGCCGUGGUGAAGGAGGUGCUAGGCAGCAUCCUUGAAACCACCGACGACACGCAGCUCAAACAGUUCUUUGAGGCGUUCGUGGAAGUCACCAAGGAGGAAAACGUCACCUACAUCAAAAGCACAGCUGUCCGAGACACAAUGCUGAAUAUGACGUUGACGGCUCUGGCUUCCGAGUUCUCCACCUUCCAAACCAGCGACUAUAAGCUGUGGUUCCAAGUCAAUCUCGUGGUGCUGCUGGCCAGCUUCCAGCCUUCGCUUCUUGUGGUGAUCCCCACCAACAUCAGCUGUGACUCUUACGAUGCAGUACUCCAAGGCCUAGAGAUUGCUUUGGCGCUACUCCCCUCCGGACUACAGGAGGAGCUGAAAUCCAGCAUAGACAUUCUUCGGGAAUCACCACCAGACGGCUGCUCGCCACCUGAUCCAGUCCCUGUUUGCAAAGAAACGGUAGCCAACGAAGAGAGUCUGUGUAAAGGGUUGCAAGGCGGUCCAACUGUGUCUGGAGGUGAUCCCUGUGCAUUGCCUAUCCCUAAGUAUGCCUGUUCCUCGGCUAUGACGCUGUCCUCCGCCGACCUUGCCACGCUGUUGUCCUGCGAGCUGGUGGGUAGCAAGCACUACCCGGUGGAGAUGUGGAAACUUUUCUUCAAGAAAUCUAAAGGAGUGCUUGGAGACGCUCUGUCCACGAACUCCAACAAGACCUUCGCCAUAACGCAGUCUGCGACUCACGCUCUGGACGCCAUCGGAGAGGUGAUGGUCUACGACUUUGACGUCGCGCAGCUGUCAGACGCAGACUUCGUUGACGGCUGGUUCACGGAAAAGCUCCGGCCGCUCCUGCCAGCAAUCUCUGGGGACCUUCUUUCCUGCCUUAGCUCCAAGAACUUCACUUGUGACACCUACCAAGUCGUGGUGGAUGCUCUCGGCGCGCAAUCAUUGCUCAUGGGAGUGGAGCUGAGGAAGGCGGUCGUCAACAAAUUCAUCGUUCCCUUCCUCUCCAGGGGUGACCUAGCAGAUGCUGGCUGUCUUUCCCAAACCGCAAGCAGCGCCGACUGGCUUGAGCAGAACUUUGGCAAAUUCUCCAAAUAUGCCACCUUGGAGGAUCUGCGGACUCUAAAUGGAAAUUUCUCCAGCUUUGGAUCUUUGGAUCUGCUGACUCCCACCCAAGUAGCUGAACUCACACGGAGCUCGGGCGCUCUGAACAACACGGAUCAGAUCAACGCCGUGUUCGACCGGCUGGAGGUUGGUCACGCUUUCCAGAACGUGGACGAGUUCCUGACGACGCUGGCUGCAGCUCCUGAGGUGUCCUCCGCUAUCCCCACUGCUGUGAGAGACGUGAUGAUGAACCGGACCUAUGGUAUCGUCCGACCGCUAUUCCAGGAGUUUGUGACCGAAGACUGGGUCGUGUGGUUCACCCUGAAGCUCACCCCAAUCCUCUCCAGUUUCACCGCGGACAUGCUAGUUACAGUCACAGCUGACAUAAACUGCACCAACUACCGCGUGAUCGUCAAAGGACUGGGCAUGGUGUUGUCAGAAAUGACGGCUCUCAGGAUCCAUGAAAUAACCCAGGUUCUGGUGGAGUACCUCAAGGAUUUUGCCACCCAAUUCAACACGCCAGCUUGCGGACAGAACGCUCAAAGGGAUGCCCAAUGGCUGAACAUCAACCUGGGUCGUUUCUCGACGGCGGCCAGUUACUCUGACCUUAAGGACUUGAACGUCACAGUGCUGGCAUCUCUGGAGUCCCUCUCACUUGGCCAGAAAGCGGAGCUGCUGUUGGAUCCGUCCACGGGUGCCCUGGAAAAUGAGGCCGUGGUGAAGGAGGUGCUAGGCAGCAUCCUUGAAACCACCGACGACACGCAGCUCAAACAGUUCUUUGAGGCGUUCGUGGAAGUCACCAAGGAGGAAAACGUCACCUACAUCAAAAGCACAGCUGUCCGAGACACAAUGCUGAAUAUGACGUUGACGGCUCUGGCUUCCGAGUUCUCCACCUUCCAAACCAGCGACUAUAAGCUGUGGUUCCAAGUCAAUCUCGUGGUGCUGCUGGCCAGCUUCCAGCCUUCGCUUCUUGUGGUGAUCCCCACCAACAUCAGCUGUGACUCUUACGAUGCAGUACUCCAAGGCCUAGAGAUUGCUUUGGCGCUACUCCCCUCCGGACUACAGGAGGAGCUGAAAUCCAGCAUAGACAUUCUUCGGGAAUCACCACCAGACGGCUGCUCGCCACCUGAUCCAGUCCCUGUUUGCAAAGAAACGGUAGCCAACGAAGAGAGUCUGUGUAAAGGGUUGCAAGGCGGUCCAACUGUGUCUGGAGGUGAUCCCUGUGCAUUGCCUAUCCCUAAGUAUGCCUGUUCCUCGGCUAUGACGCUGUCCUCCGCCGACCUUGCCACGCUGUUGUCCUGCGAGCUGGUGGGUAGCAAGCACUACCCGGUGGAGAUGUGGAAACUUUUCUUCAAGAAAUCUAAAGGAGUGCUUGGAGACGCUCUGUCCACGAACUCCAACAAGACCUUCGCCAUAACGCAGUCUGCGACUCACGCUCUGGACGCCAUCGGAGAGGUGAUGGUCUACGACUUUGACGUCGCGCAGCUGUCAGACGCAGACUUCGUUGACGGCUGGUUCACGGAAAAGCUCCGGCCGCUCCUGCCAGCAAUCUCUGGGGACCUUCUUUCCUGCCUUAGCUCCAAGAACUUCACUUGUGACACCUACCAAGUCGUGGUGGAUGCUCUCGGCGCGCAAUCAUUGCUCAUGGGAGUGGAGCUGAGGAAGGCGGUCGUCAACAAAUUCAUCGUUCCCUUCCUCUCCAGGGGUGACCUAGCAGAUGCUGGCUGUCUUUCCCAAACCGCAAGCAGCGCCGACUGGCUUGAGCAGAACUUUGGCAAAUUCUCCAAAUAUGCCACCUUGGAGGAUCUGCGGACUCUAAAUGGAAAUUUCUCCAGCUUUGGAUCUUUGGAUCUGCUGACUCCCACCCAAGUAGCUGAACUCACACGGAGCUCGGGCGCUCUGAACAACACGGAUCAGAUCAACGCCGUGUUCGACCGGCUGGAGGUUGGUCACGCUUUCCAGAACGUGGACGAGUUCCUGACGACGCUGGCUGCAGCUACUGAGGUGUCCUCCGCUAUCCCCACUGCUGUGAGAGACGUGAUGAUGAACCGGACCUAUGGUAUCGUCCGACCGCUAUUCCAGGAGUUUGUGACCGAAGACUGGGUCGUGUGGUUCACCCUGAAGCUCACCCCAAUCCUCUCCAGUUUCACCGCGGACAUGCUAGUUACAGUCACAGCUGACAUAAACUGCACCAACUACCGCGUGAUCGUCAAAGGACUGGGCAUGGUGUUGUCAGAAAUGACGGCUCUCAGGAUCCAUGAAAUAACCCAGGUUCUGGUGGAGUACCUCAAGGAUUUUGCCACCCAAUUCAACACGCCAGCUUGCGGACAGAACGCUCAAAGGGAUGCCCAAUGGCUGAACAUCAACCUGGGUCGUUUCUCGACGGCGGCCAGUUACUCUGACCUUAAGGACUUGAACGUCACAGUGCUGGCAUCUCUGGAGUCCCUCUCACUUGGCCAGAAAGCGGAGCUGCUGUUGGAUCCGUCCACGGGUGCCCUGGAAAAUGAGGCCGUGGUGAAGGAGGUGCUAGGCAGCAUCCUUGAAACCACCGACGACACGCAGCUCAAACAGUUCUUUGAGGCGUUCGUGGAAGUCACCAAGGAGGAAAACGUCACCUACAUCAAAAGCACAGCUGUCCGAGACACAAUGCUGAAUAUGACGUUGACGGCUCUGGCUUCCGAGUUCUCCACCUUCCAAACCAGCGACUAUAAGCUGUGGUUCCAAGUCAAUCUCGUGGUGCUGCUGGCCAGCUUCCAGCCUUCGCUUCUUGUGGUGAUCCCCACCAACAUCAGCUGUGACUCUUACGAUGCAGUACUCCAAGGCCUAGAGAUUGCUUUGGCGCUACUCCCCUCCGGACUACAGGAGGAGCUGAAAUCCAGCAUAGACAUUCUUCGGGAAUCACCACCAGACGGCUGCUCGCCACCUGAUCUUGUCCCUGUUUGCAAAGAAACGGUAGCCAACGAAGAGAGUCUGUGUAAAGGGUUGCAAGGCGGUCCAACUGUGUCUGGAGGUGAUCCCUGUGCAUUGCCUAUCCCUAAGUAUGCCUGUUCCUCGGCUAUGACGCUGUCCUCCGCCGACCUUGCCACGCUGUUGUCCUGCGAGCUGGUGGGUAGCAAGCACUACCCGGUGGAGAUGUGGAAACUUUUCUUCAAGAAAUCUAAAGGAGUGCUUGGAGACGCUCUGUCCACGAACUCCAACAAGACCUUCGCCAUAACGCAGUCUGCGACUCACGCUCUGGACGCCAUCGGAGAGGUGAUGGUCUACGACUUUGACGUCGCGCAGCUGUCAGACGCAGACUUCGUUGACGGCUGGUUCACGGAAAAGCUCCGGCCGCUCCUGCCAGCAAUCUCUGGGGACCUUCUUUCCUGCCUUAGCUCCAAGAACUUCACUUGUGACACCUACCAAGUCGUGGUGGAUGCUCUCGGCGCGCAAUCCUUGCUCAUGGGAGUGGAGCUGAGGAAGGCGGUCGUCAACAAAUUCAUCGUUCCCUUCCUCUCCAGGGGUGACCUAGCAGAUGCUGGCUGUCUUUCCCAAACCGCAAGCAGCGCCGACUGGCUUGAGCAGAACUUUGGCAAAUUCUCCAAAUAUGCCACCUUGGAGGAUCUGCGGACUCUAAAUGGAAAUUUCUCCAGCUUUGGAUCUUUGGAUCUGCUGACUCCCACCCAAGUAGCUGAACUCACACGGAGCUCGGGCGCUCUGAACAACACGGAUCAGAUCAACGCCGUGUUCGACCGGCUGGAGGUUGGUCACGCUUUCCAGAACGUGGACGAGUUCCUGACGACGCUGGCUGCAGCUCCUGAGGUGUCCUCCGCUAUCCCCACUGCUGUGAGAGACGUGAUGAUGAACCGGACCUAUGGUAUCGUCCGACCGCUAUUCCAGGAGUUUGUGACCGAAGACUGGGUCGUGUGGUUCACCCUGAAGCUCACCCCAAUCCUCUCCAGUUUCACCGCGGACAUGCUAGUUACAGUCACAGCUGACAUAAACUGCACCAACUACCGCGUGAUCGUCAAAGGACUGGGCAUGGUGUUGUCAGAAAUGACGGCUCUCAGGAUCCAUGAAAUAACCCAGGUUCUGGUGGAGUACCUCAAGGAUUUUGCCACCCAAUUCAACACGCCAGCUUGCGGACAGAACGCUCAAAGGGAUGCCCAAUGGCUGAACAUCAACCUGGGUCGUUUCUCGACGGCGGCCAGUUACUCUGACCUUAAGGACUUGAACGUCACAGUGCUGGCAUCUCUGGAGUCCCUCUCACUUGGCCAGAAAGCGGAGCUGCUGUUGGAUCCGUCCACGGGUGCCCUGGAAAAUGAGGCCGUGGUGAAGGAGGUGCUAGGCAGCAUCCUUGAAACCACCGACGACACGCAGCUCAAACAGUUCUUUGAGGCGUUCGUGGAAGUCACCAAGGAGGAAAACGUCACCUACAUCAAAAGCACAGCUGUCCGAGACACAAUGCUGAAUAUGACGUUGACGGCUCUGGCUUCCGAGUUCUCCACCUUCCAAACCAGCGACUAUAAGCUGUGGUUCCAAGUCAAUCUCGUGGUGCUGCUGGCCAGCUUCCAGCCUUCGCUUCUUGUGGUGAUCCCCACCAACAUCAGCUGUGACUCUUACGAUGCAGUACUCCAAGGCCUAGAGAUUGCUUUGGCGCUACUCCCCUCCGGACUACAGGAGGAGCUGAAAUCCAGCAUAGACAUUCUUCGGGAAUCACCACCAGACGGCUGCUCGCCACCUGAUCCAGUCCCUGUUUGCAAAGAAACGGUAGCCAACGAAGAGAGUCUGUGUAAAGGGUUGCAAGGCGGUCCAACUGUGUCUGGAGGUGAUCCCUGUGCAUUGCCUAUCCCUAAGUAUGCCUGUUCCUCGGCUAUGACGCUGUCCUCCGCCGACCUUGCCACGCUGUUGUCCUGCGAGCUGGUGGGUAGCAAGCACUACCCGGUGGAGAUGUGGAAACUUUUCUUCAAGAAAUCUAAAGGAGUGCUUGGAGACGCUCUGUCCACGAACUCCAACAAGACCUUCGCCAUAACGCAGUCUGCGACUCACGCUCUGGACGCCAUCGGAGAGGUGAUGGUCUACGACUUUGACGUCGCGCAGCUGUCAGACGCAGACUUCGUUGACGGCUGGUUCACGGAAAAGCUCCGGCCGCUCCUGCCAGCAAUCUCUGGGGACCUUCUUUCCUGCCUUAGCUCCAAGAACUUCACUUGUGACACCUACCAAGUCGUGGUGGAUGCUCUCGGCGCGCAAUCAUUGCUCAUGGGAGUGGAGCUGAGGAAGGCGGUCGUCAACAAAUUCAUCGUUCCCUUCCUCUCCAGGGGUGACCUAGCAGAUGCUGGCUGUCUUUCCCAAACCGCAAGCAGCGCCGACUGGCUUGAGCAGAACUUUGGCAAAUUCUCCAAAUAUGCCACCUUGGAGGAUCUGCGGACUCUAAAUGGAAAUUUCUCCAGCUUUGGAUCUUUGGAUCUGCUGACUCCCACCCAAGUAGCUGAACUCACACGGAGCUCGGGCGCUCUGAACAACACGGAUCAGAUCAACGCCGUGUUCGACCGGCUGGAGGUUGGUCACGCUUUCCAGAACGUGGACGAGUUCCUGACGACGCUGGCUGCAGCUCCUGAGGUGUCCUCCGCUAUCCCCACUGCUGUGAGAGACGUGAUGAUGAACCGGACCUAUGGUAUCGUCCGACCGCUAUUCCAGGAGUUUGUGCCCGAAGACUGGGUCGUGUGGUUCACCCUGAAGCUCACCCCAAUCCUCUCCAGUUUCACCGCGGACAUGCUAGUUACAGUCACAGCUGACAUAAACUGCACCAACUACCGCGUGAUCGUCAAAGGACUGGGCAUGGUGUUGUCAGAAAUGACGGCUCUCAGGAUCCAUGAAAUAACCCAGGUUCUGGUGGAGUACCUCAAGGAUUUUGCCACCCAAUUCAACACGCCAGCUUGCGGACAGAACGCUCAAAGGGAUGCCCAAUGGCUGAACAUCAACCUGGGUCGUUUCUCGACGGCGGCCAGUUACUCUGACCUUAAGGACUUGAACGUCACAGUGCUGGCAUCUCUGGAGUCCCUCUCACUUGGCCAGAAAGCGGAGCUGCUGUUGGAUCCGUCCACGGGUGCCCUGGAAAAUGAGGCCGUGGUGGAGGAGGUGCUAGGCAUCAUCCUGGAAUCCACCGACGAAACGCAGCUCAAAAAGUUCUUUGAAGUGUUUGUGGAAGUCACCAAGGAGAGAAACGUGUCAAGCCUGAACUCUGUUUUGAGAAGCAUUGUUCUCAACAUGACCUUAACUGCUCUGGAGAUCAGAUUUGAAACCUUUAGCCGGCAGAACUUUACUCUGUGGUUCCAGACCUACUUACACCUCUUCCUGCCUGGAAUGAACGCAGAAAGCCUUUCUGUCAUCCCCCGAACCAUCAGUUGUGACUCCUACAGAGAAAUAGUGAAAGGCUGCGAUAAUGUUUUCAGCAGUCUCACACUGCUUCAGUCAGAAGACGUCUACAGUUUCAUAAAGAACUAUCUCUCCCACCAGACCAGCCAAGGACAGUCGUGUGUGCUGAGUGUGAACAAUGAUUCUGACUGGGUGCAAAAGAAUUUCGGACAGUUCAGCACAUUCGCCACCUUUACUGACUUCAUCACCUUCAAUAAAGACUUUAAUGGGGUUGAAGCAGCAGAGGUUCUGACUGUGUCCCAGCUGGUUGAGUUGUGCUCCUCUCCCUCACAACUUCACGGAGCGCAGGACGUUCAAACUGUGAUGAGGGCUGUUAAACCGGAGCAGCUGUCAAACUUUUUUAAUGUUCUUUCUCUAAACAUCCAAAAGAAUGAGCAGAACUACUCACAGGAGGUGAAACAAGCAUUUCUUCAGGUUGGGUUAGACAGAGCUGACCUGUCCUCCCCGUCUCUCACUGAUUCAGAGGUGUUGAUAUGGCUGACAGUUCGACUGAGACCAUUGCUCUCCGUUCUGACCUCAGCAAACGUUAACAUGUACUUUGACAUCAUCAGAAGUCGAAGCUGCAGCUGUGUUCAGGAGGCAGUGAACGUUCUGGACGCCCAGAGAUCAAAUCUGAAUGAAGACAUAAAGCGUCAGAUAUAUGACAACAUCCAACUGUCACUUAAAGACGCACCGCCUCUACGCUGUUACGACGGCAGGAGUUUCUACGUCUUCCUCAAGAAUACCUUCCUUCACUUUGGAUUUCCAGACGUGAAUGGUUUUCUUUCCCUCAUCCCCGUGGGAAGACGGUAUCAGGUGUUAAGUUCUGUCUCCACGGUGGAGCUGAGGGAGUUUCUGAACUCAACCCCAACUCUCAUAAACGGAUCUGGACUCUGUGAUCUGCUCCAGCAGUACAACCAGACCACACUUUACAUGGAGACGGAGCCAGUGGGGUCGGAGGUUUUAGGCCGGCAGGUGUUGUCCUGCGUGUGGUCUCAGGUUCUGAGGGUGGAGAACCGUUCGGAGGUGGAUCAGUGGUUUGAUCAGCGACUUGUUCGCUACCUGCCCUUCCUCACCGCGCAGUUCAUCUUCCCGACGCAGUUCAGUGGUGCCAGCUGUCUGUCCUACACAAAACUUGUUUCUGUUCUAGGAAACAACUUUAAUUUCAACAGCACAGAUUUCACCCCUGCGGACGUUUACAGCUCAAUAAAGAACUAUCUGACAAACGGCGGCUCUCCGCGGUGCUUCGACCCUUCAGAUCCUCAGCUGAACUCCACAAACUGGUUUGUCCGCUCCAUCGGCACCUUCGUCAGCUAUCUCACCCUCACUGACCUCAACUCCUUUGUGUCGUCUAACCAGAUCGGAGUGUUCUUAGAAAACCAGGAGAACCUUCAGCUGUUCAACAGGACGGCAGAGAUCAAACAGGACAUCAUAGAGUACUACACCACCCAAUUGUACACAAUGAGCCCAUACUUCAAUCCCAUCAAGCUGCCCAAACGCUUCUUGUGCGAUGUCCCUUCAAGCGCCUUUGAGAAUCUAGGAGAGAGAGACUCUAUGACACUCAUACAGAGCAUCAACAUGGUCUGCAACGGAAGUGAAAAUCUGGAGAUCACAGCGGCUCUCACCGCCAAUCUGCCGUCCAUCACAUCGGCCUCCAUCCAGUUGCUCGGCAGUCAGAGCGUCGGCCUGAGCGAGGCUCAGAUCAUCUCCGCCCCUCCUCAAGCCAUCAAAUCUGCGCUGCCGACUCUAAGCACCGUCACCGGCUGGAAUCAGGGUCAAGCUAAUGCCAUCGUGCAAACUCUUACCGAGUCUGGAUUUUCAAUCAGCUCGGGUUCCUCGCUGCUGUCUCUUGGGACGCUGGUCAAAGGUGUUCAGUCGGACGUCAUCUCCAGCAUUUCAUCAGCCGAGCUUCUGACCGUAUCCACCAAUCCCACGUUCAUCACAAACAUCAUCGCGGCGCCGUCCAUCGUGCAGGACGUUUACGUCAUGAAGCUUGUGUCCAUCGAUGAAACGAAAGUUGUUCAGAACGUUCCGGAUAUGUUGGCCAGCUCGAUCCCAAGAGUAUUUUUAGUGUCUCAAAGUUCGGUGAAUCUCACGCUCAUCAACAAGAAGCACUGGACACACGAUCAGGCGGUGAUGCUGUUUGGUUCUGUGGCUGAAGUCAGUGAGAAUACAGAGGAGCUGUCGGAGUCUCUGCUGCAGGGUUUCACCUGCACUUCAGCGCAGACCCUGAGCGAGCAGAAGGUGAAGCAGCUGGUAAAAGCGUGCAGACAUCGACCUGGACGUCAGAAGAUUCAGCUGAGAGAGAGUCAGUUGACGUGCAUGUAUAAUCACCUGAAAAAGGAGGUGUCACCGACCUUCACAGAUCUGCCGCCGGACAUGCUGCUGUACUAUAGUUAUGAGAAGGUGGAGAAGACAAACUGCAGGUCAUUCUUUCGCGCUAUGGGCAAGGCAGACUUCACUAUUCCCUCCAGCAUCCUCAACAAAAAGACAACUCUCUUCAACAACGCACGCAGUUGUCUGGAUAUAUCAGGUCAGAGUCUGAGCGGAGAGCAUGUGGAGCUUCUGGGUAACCUGACCUGCACGCUGGAGCCCGAGUACAUCCAGAACUCUCAUCCAAUCAUCAUCGAGAGUUUGAAGACCUGCAGCGAUCUGUCAGACGCUCAGAUCAGUGCUGUGGAAACACUGCUGCUCUUUGGAAACACAACAUACGGAGAGUCAUCUUCAUGGGAUCAGCAGACGCUGGAUCAUCUGGGGGUUCUGCCUCUGUACUUCAGCGAUUCAUUCUGGAGGCGUUUCAGUGCGACUGUGAAGAGGAGAUAUCUGAAGGUCUUCAUGCCACUGCUGAAGGACAGAAACACUGAGAAACACAAACUGAAGAAACUCUUCAAGAAUUGUAACGCUGAGCUAGAGACUCGGAGCCGAAUGAUACGUUCUGCAGACUGCUCUUUGGGUAACGUCACCGAGGCCAUCAUUGCUGACGCCUCCUUCCCAUUCGGCUACACCGCCGCUCAGUUUGACGCGUGUCUUGACUUCACAAUCCUCAAAAGUAACCUGGCCGCCGUCACCGACAAAGUUGAUGACAGUGACUUCCAAAGAAUCAUCCUGAACAAACUCAAGCAGGUGUACCCUGAGGGUCUGGACGACAGCGUGCUGACGGUUCUAGCGGCUGUCUCCCGUCAGGCCACGGUGGAUGAAAUCAGAUCGUGGAACAUCACCAAGAUCGACACCCUGACCGCUCUGAUGGACCGAAGAUACGGAGAAUGGGACAGAGAGAAGAGUAAAGAGGUGAUAUUGAGAUAUCUGAGUGUGGACAGUCAUACGUUAGGCACCAAUGAACUGAACGCCGUUCUGUCAAACAUCUGCACACUGGACGUGUCCACACUUCAGAGCAUUACUGCAGACAGCCUGAGGAACGCCAAUGUUCCGGAUCUUUCCUCGUGUACAUUUGAGCAGAAAUCAGUUGUGUACACCACAGCGAGAUCUUCCUUCAGCACUAAACGGGUCAACCAGCCUGCGUACUCGCACCUCAUCAGCCCUUUCCUGGGUGGAGCUUCAGCUCAGGACAUUAAAGCUCUGGCGUCUGAAAACAUCACCAUUGACAUCAACACCUUCAGGAGCCUAGCCAUACCCGUCGUCAAGAGUCUGAAUGUGGCUGAUGCGAGAGCUCUGAUGGGCGUGGCCGUAGCUGAUCUGAAGCUGUUUGAAAACGACAGCGUGGUUCAGGCGUGGAUCACCUCACAGCGUCAGUCUCAGUUAGAUGUGCUGAAUCUGAACCUGCAGGGCGGCCUGGCCGACUCGCCAACAACCAAACCCAUCAGCUUCAAACCCACCAACAGCCCACCCGACGGCAUCACACAGUCCACGAGUCAAUCAUCGUCAAGCACGCCGCACGGUUCUGCCUCAGCGCUGAAGGUCACGUCGGGAGUUUGGUUCAUCGCGUCCUGCGUCUGGUUUCUGAAUUCAUGUGAUACAUAAUCAAUAUCACAAAUCCAUCAGUUCAAUGUCACAAGUUCAGAUCUGAAACCAAGCGUGUCAUUAUCAAUCACCACUAAUAUCAAUGUCAGACAAUGUUACAGAUCAAACAUCCGAACAGUAAUAAUCUCGAUUCAUUUUAGAAAUCACAAAAUUCCAAAUAUAAUAAAGCUGAUGGCAGUGAUAUUCUUUAUCAUCAGCUCAGAAUGAAGUCUUAUUUAUGGGUGGUUAUUUUAAACUGAAUUAAUUUAAGAAAUAAAGAUAAGAAUCGUCUAAUUGUUUACAUUUGUUUGAAGAAAUUUAAGUAAAUCACACUUGUUAGAUCAAUAAAUUAUUUAUGUAUUCACUAUUAUUUUUGUUUUUAGUCAUUUACAUCAAAUAAAGUAAUAAGCAGCUAUUAAUAA